This is a messenger RNA of Ectocarpus sp. CCAP 1310/34, 1252 nucleotides long. NCBI's taxonomy places the organism in Eukaryota, Phaeophyceae, Ectocarpales, Ectocarpaceae. The record is from the annotation of a GenBank genome assembly.
CGGUUCUUGUCCGUAACCCAGGUUCCGGUUGCCAUUUUUCUUGCAAGACCUACCGCCAUGUACCAUUCUCUCGGUGCGGACGAUUCCCUGCCGGUAAUAUCAACAAACGAAGGCCGGGGCGAGAGCCUCAAGACUGUUCCCGCUCUUAUGGAACACCUGUCAACGGCUAGAUGGCGUGCUUGGAUGUAUCCCGAAGGCGCCCACGAGCUUGAGAAGGAGCUCGAACAAGCUUUCGGUCAGGCAGUGAUGCGUGUGGUGUAUGCCUACCUUUUUCAAGAGGGGAUGCGCAGUAAAACGAUCAAGAUGUUCUCUCGCGGGUUACCGCUGUGGCAACGACUGCUCAUGCCCACGCUUGGGGUGGGUCUGGUGAACACGAUGAAUAACCGUUUGCGACUGGAAGGGGGGAUAAGGAGCAACAUGAAGAUCAUCGAGAAAACAUUCGGAUUGGUGGAGCGCUUGCUCUCCGACGGGCGGGCCUACCUAUGCGGCGACAGCAUCAGCGCAGCGGACAUUACUUUCGCAGCUCUGGCGUUCCCUGUCCUUCUCCCUGAAGAGACCGCCGACGUGUUUGUGGAGUACGAUCCGCGUCUGCUUCCUCGAGGAUAUGUGGAAGUGAUCAAGAGCCUACGCUUUCGCGAGGGAGGGGCAUUUGCUCUCCGGUUAUACCGCAACAAACGAACUCGAAAGGGCAGCCCGGUCACCCCCCUUCGCUCGUCUCGCAGAGGACGCAGCUUUACUCUCAAGAAGAACGUCAACAGUCCCUUGCACAACCUGUCCAGCCGGCGGGGUGACAGACGGGCGACAGUCACACAUCCAAGACACGUGGAGCUGCAGAUGCCGUUGACUCCUCCGAAGCAUAGAGCUAGCUUCGCCGCCUAGUUGAGUCUACGAUACCAUAUUUAUUUGUCAGGAUGGCGUCAGCGUUGGUGUUUGUGUCUUGAAAAUUACUGUAUAGACUAGAAUUGUGGUGCCUCUGCGAGAGAAACAAAUGAAUCCUCUCGAAGGGUUGAACUUUCAUAUUGGGCUCAACAGUAUUGCGGGAAAACACAAGAGGGCCGGUCCAGAGGGCGAUCGUGCUUCGUGUGGUUUCUUGCACUUUGUGGCUAGCAGGUUAAUGGCUGUGUCGAACCCGCGUGGAUGAGUACGUAAGGGGUUGAGCUCGUUCAGAGUUCACAGUACGGUACAAGAUUCUCAAAUACUUCAAAACGAGUGCUGCGUUGUUCCUAAUGCACCGCCGGUACUACGCUCGAAG